CUCACUAACGCGCCAGAUCCCCUCCUGAACCGAUAUUUUCUCUUCCUCUCGCGCUCUCUUCUCUGCCCCCCACCGUUUCUCUUGCUGCUAUUUGAUUCACAUCUACACAACAAAAUCUAGCAAUGACCGACGUCGAUCCGGCAGAGACACCGGCAGACAGCGGCGCUGCAGAUCACCAGCAGCCGGCCCAGCAUGCGACCACCCCGCCUUCCUCGGCUUCAGAACCCCGGUCGCCGACGCCGUUCUCGUCUUCGAGCUCGACGUCGUCAAAGGAAGAUGUGGAGGGUGUUAGCGAGUUUAGUUUAGCUGAUGAUGCGGUGCCGAAAAAGCAUGUCACGCUUGAGGAUGCGCAGGAGGAAAAGGAGGUGGUCACAGAGGAGAAGACAGGACUUGAGAGCACGGACGAUGUUCCCGUCGAAGGUGUCGCUGAUUUCAAGAGUGGGAAACUACGAACGAACGUGGAAGAUCCUCGUCCGGAUAUAUCAGAGACUGCCGGAGCAUCCGAUAGCGAUCACAAGAAGGCGUUCGGCUGGCUAUCGUCCUACGAGACAUUCAUGCUCAAGAACGCAAACCAGAUCGUCUCGCUCGAGUCGACACUGCAACAUAUAACCUACAUCGUGCCCGGGAAAUUUAAAGACGUCGAACUCGCGACUGAAACUAUCUACUCGGCGCUCAACAUCCUCGGACUGUACCACGACACGAUCCUGCUGCGCGCCGCGACUUCAACCUCGGACCGCUACCAGCCCUCGAUGCAUACGCGCUACACGCACCACUACACCACACAAAAGGGCAGCAAGUACAAGCGUCUGGCGUAUAUCCUGACCGUUUUGCAGAAAGUGCAACUGCUGCUCGAAGUCCUGGCGCGCAAGUACGGUCGCAACGGCGGCGAGCGCGCGCAGCACUCUACCGUGCUUGCGCUCGAGAGCGUCAAGGCACUGCUGCGGAUCAUGCUCCUGCGCGCUACGGGAUCACGGAUGCUGCCGAAUCCGGUCGUGCCGGGACGGGACUUCGAUUCUGCGAUCCUAGAGGAAGACGAGGACGAGAACGCGAAGGAGAUGCCGACGGAGGAAGAGGCAGGCGAGAUUGAGAAGUUUUGGACGAUGCCGCGGACAGGCCGGCGGUUACCUGUGCCGAAGGCGUCGUCAGGCCGGAGUCAACAGAGCGAGAAGAAGGGGGUGGGUGAAGACGGGGUGGCGCGCUAUCUGAUCAAGAGGGUACUACAUCCAGACGACGUCGCGCCGGGUCCGCGACUGAUGCACCGGCUGAGCGGUGACGGACAGGUAAAGGAGAUUCUGUAUCUUCUACGACCACUAAUCUACGCUAUUCUUGCCUACAGCGCCGUGCGCAUGCGAGCCGGCAGCAGUAGCCACAACAGUAGGAAAAAAGAGCUGCUAGAGUGGGCGCCGUGGGUAGUCGGAGUCGCGAUCGAGUGGGCGUGCAAGGACGGCGUGAUCGACUCACUUGCGGGCGAGUACGGAGGAAUCCGGAACGCGCGGGCGAAGUUGACGGGAUUAGAGAAGGAGGAGUUGAAGAAGCGGGGGAAUGAUAUGUGGUGGUGGGCUCUGCGAGGGAAGUUUUACGAGUCGGUCACAAAGCCGAUACUGGAUAAGGUGAUUCAGAAGACGGAGAACGUGCCUAUACUGAAUCUGGUGGGUCUUUACGUGGGCGAUUAUCAGUAUCUGUUGGAGACAUAUCACUUUGCUAGCUCGACCUUGUGAACAGGAAGUACAGCCAGCGAGCGGCAUUAAAAAGCAAGCCAUUAUCUGUAUAUUUCUAGGUUAUAGUACACUACAAUUUAAUCAGAGCCAUAUAACAAGAAU
Myxozyma melibiosi is the source of this 1820-nucleotide messenger RNA. Its product is annotated as peroxisomal membrane protein-domain-containing protein. The transcript is spliced from 3 exons. NCBI's taxonomy places the organism in Eukaryota, Fungi, Ascomycota, Lipomycetes, Lipomycetales, Lipomycetaceae. Gene Ontology annotation, biological process: peroxisome organization. The coding region runs from base 123 to 1718 and encodes 531 amino acids. The record is from RefSeq and is a predicted model, not a curated record. Gene Ontology annotation, cellular component: peroxisomal membrane.